AUGAGGUCUUUGUUGUUAUUGGCAGCGGUGUGCUGCUUAGUGUUGUCGGCGUGGGCUAGUCCAAUCUCGAGGCCGGAGGAUGACAAGGAAGUGGGGAGACAGUCGGCGGCGGCCGCGGCACCAGCACCGGCGGCGUCAGCUGAGGACGACGACGAUGAUGAUGACGACGACGACGACGAUGAUGGACUAGGGGGAUUGGGAGACGAUGAUGAUGACGAUGACGAGGAGGACGAUGAUGAUGAGGAGGAAUCAGACGACGAUGACGAGGAUGACGACUAUUUGGAGAGGUUCUUCGAUGACAUCUUAGGAGGAGAGGAUGACGACGAUGACGAUGACGAACCAGCCGCGGUCCAACCGGUCGUCGCUCCGGCUGACGUUGUCGCCGCUGCGCCAGCGGCACCCGCAGCGUCGGCUGCUUCCGCUGAAGAGGUGUCUACAGUCGCCGAGGAGGCGGAAUCGGCGGAGGGAGAGCCAGCCGCCGAGGGCGAGGAGCCCGAGCCAGGCCAGAAGGAGCCCGCCAGUGCCGAAGUCGAGAGCCAACCGUCGAGCGCCGAGAUCGCCGCCCCCGCCGCAUCGGACGCCGAAGACGAAGACGACGAUGAGGAAGACAUCACCGACGCUCUGGACCCCGAGGACGACGACGACGACGACGACGACGAGGAGGAUGACGAGGACGAGGACGACGACAUCUCCGACGCCCUCGGCAGGAACAUCUCGAAGCACUCACGUGAGUCAAAAAAGUUGAGCGCGAAGCACGCGGCGCACGCGAAAAAGGGCGGCAAAAAGGCGAACCAUGCCGCUAAAGUAAAGAAAACCAAAGCCACACCCAACGCUGCGGUCGCUGAUCACAAAAAAUUCAGA
Iphiclides podalirius (scarce swallowtail) is the source of this 861-nucleotide messenger RNA. NCBI's taxonomy places the organism in Eukaryota, Metazoa, Arthropoda, Insecta, Lepidoptera, Papilionidae. The record is from the annotation of a GenBank genome assembly.